AUGUGUUUUCGUAUCGUCAGGUUAAUGCAGAUGGAGGUGAUGUCUCUGGAGGAUGUGUAUUGGGUAGAGGAUAAUGCGGCACGAGCAGCUCUUGGCAAGGAUCUACCACGAUGGACCCAGGCCAGGCAGAUGCUGCCUACCUCAAAGGAAGAUUUAGAAACCCUCAAGGCUGAUUUGUGGAGCGCCGUUGUAAAAAAUAGUCAGCAUCAAGACGCUUGGACAUGGGGGUUAGUGACACUGGCUGCUAUGACACAGCCAGCUCUGGCACCAGAGGCGAAGCAUUCCCUGCUGCAAUAUGUGACUGGAAAAUAUUUGUUACCGAGCAAUUGCCGAGUUCAUUUUGCAUGGGAUGAACCGCAGCUCGUUGGAGGAACUAUGACAUUUGUAGUGAAGUUUUAUCAACGUAAUGGCCAACCGUAUCCAAUUUGUGACAAAGACAAUUUAAUCGUUGAAGUCACAGAAGGUACGCGAAGAGUAGCUACCCUGAUAGAGUUGGGAGGCACCGACCCCUUAGCUGCAAAUAUUGCAGUUGUAAAGUUUACUGUCCGCCAUGCUGGACAAUAUCGAAUAGCCGUACUUAUUGGUUCCUGUCACGUUUACGGCAGUCCGUUUCUUAAAAAUUUUCUUCCUGGUCCACCGGAUCCAAAUAAGACCAUCUUUGUGCGACAAAGUUCGACAGUAGUUUGUACAGCCGGAGUUGCACACUCUAUGACAAUAGAACCUCGAGAUGAAUAUGAUAAUCUGUGCAUAUUUGGACCCGGGGAUAAGCCUACAGAAGGUUACCAAAUUGGUAGUUCGGUAGAUAAGUCAGCCAUUGUGAAUUGUAACAUACAACUUGAGUACGACUCUCCGAAUCAAAGGAUUCGUUUAAAAGUCAGUUUUCCCAAGGGUAACUGUUAUCACGCGACGGUUAGUUUAGGAGGGCUACAGCUACACAACGGUGACUUCGACAUCAUUGUACUCGAGAGUACCGUAGGUGAUGUUGCUAGAAUGGUACACAAUAACGUGGCCUCGAAGGAUCCCAAUAUCUGUUAUGCUGCAAAAUUGUUGGGCAUGCAAGGCGAGAAAUUCUCAAAGCCGAAAAAAGUUGUCUGUUUCAUUUCGCCUAAGCAGCUUACUAUUAAAGAAUACUUAUUAAGAAUUAUUCCGAAAAGGCUUGUUACAUUCAGACUUUGUCCGUCAACUAAAUUCCAUUUUGAUUGUUCGAAUAAUCAAUACGAAGGCUACGAUUCUUUUUCUAUCGAUGAUGGAUGUCAGCCGCCCGUUGAAUUGAUCUCUUUAUAUCGAGAUAUAAUAGCCGCUACAUUUACGUUGUUUCUGUUGAAGAACAUAGGAGGAAGUGAAACUUUUGCCGAUAAACAAGACUUCUUUUAUCACGAAGUACGAAAGCACCAUCAAAAACAUUAUCACGAAAAGCUUUCGAUGAAAGUCCAACGAGACAAAUUGCUAGAAUCGGCGUCGAUUGGGGUGGUGUUCGACGGGAAUGGUUCGAGUUAAUUUGUGCGGCACUGUUCGAUUCAGGAAAUGGUUUGUUUGCUUCCUUCGGAGAAUCACAACAAGCAUUAGUUCAUCCUAACAGUAAACGGCCUUCGCAUCUCAAAUUAAAACAUUACGAGUUUGCUGGAAGAAUCGUGGGAAAAUGCCUAUACGAAUCCGCUCUUGGUGGUUCCUAUCGACAGUUAGUACGUGCAAGAUUUACAAGAUCAUUUCUUGCGCAGAUCAUAGGCCUCAGAGUGCAUUACAAGUAUUUCGAGCAAGAUGAUCCAGACUUAUAUCUAAGCAAGAUAAAGUAUAUUCUAGAAAAUGAUGUUGAAGAGAUGGAACUUUAUUUUGUUGAAGAAGAAUAUGAUAAAGAUGGUCAAUUACUAAAAAUAGCUGAAUUAAUACCUGGAGGCAGUAAGAUUCGUGUAACAAACGAAACGAAAUUGCGUUAUUUGGAUGCGCUUGCGCAACAUAGACUCGCUAGUUCUAUACGAAACGAAGUAGAACAUUUUCUAAGGGGAUUGAACGAACUCAUUCCCGAUAACCUUUUGGGGAUUUUUGACGAGAACGAACUUGAACUAUUAUUAUGUGGAACUGGUGAAUACAGUGUCGCAGAUCUACGUGCCCAUCAUAUAGCUAACGGAAGUUCUCCAGAAUUUCUUCGAGUUCUUGAUUGGUUUUGGACUGCAGUUAGCAACUUCACGCAGGAAGAGAUGGCCCGGUUAUUACAAUUUACUACAGGUUGCUCGCAAUUACCACCUGGUGGAUUUCAACAACUGAGUCCACGAUUUCAAAUAACAGCAGCACCAACUUUUGCUAACUUGCCUACAGCACAUACUUGGUAAUUGAAUGUUCCGAUAUAAUAAAUAAUUUUCAAGUAAUUUCAAGUAAUCAAAUAAUAAUAAUUUUCAAAGAAUAAUAAUUAUUUUAAUAUUGUUGCAGCUUCAAUCAGCUCUGCUUACCGGAUUACGAAUGUUACGAUCACUUUGAGCGAGCUUUAUUAUUAGCGAUUAGUGAAGGUACCGAAGGUUUCGGUAUGAUUUAAAGAGACUAAGGUUAUUAUCAAAGUUAUUUUAUUUGUUGUAUUAUCAACACAUUCCUUACCGGCGAGAUUAGGAAAAAUUAUCCUCAGUAACCGAUGACACUACUUUUAUACAUUAACAGUUGUGCAUAUAACAUACUUAUUUAACAUUCAAACGUUCUAUAACACUUUUUGAGCCGCCUUCUACAACUAUUUUAUCAUAGAAUGACUUCUUCGAUUGCAAUCCAAAAAAUGUCCUUGUCAAUGACGCACAUAAUGCGACAUCGGCUAAUGUGUAGCGAUCUUUCAUGACACGCUACGUCAUCAAUAAGGAAUAUGUUAACAUAGUCAAUUAAGUUUAUUAUAUUUUUUGUAUCAUUAUUACAGUUUUAUUUAAAAAUGUCUAG
This is a messenger RNA of Heterotrigona itama, 2910 nucleotides long. Lineage: Eukaryota; Metazoa; Arthropoda; Insecta; Hymenoptera; Apidae. The record is from the annotation of a GenBank genome assembly.